Messenger RNA from Amborella trichopoda, 4480 nucleotides. RefSeq lists its product as uncharacterized. The record is from RefSeq and is a predicted model, not a curated record. Lineage: Eukaryota; Viridiplantae; Streptophyta; Magnoliopsida; Amborellales; Amborellaceae.
AUAAUUGGAGGAGAGGUCCUUUAGAUGGAGAAAGUUAGCGGGAGAGAGAGAGAAAGAGCGCUUUCGGAUUUCCGUUUUUUUUUUCCUGGUCUAAGAGUCUGGUUUCUUGGGUGAGUCAUCGCUUAGUAUAAAUAAAGCAGAAACCACCCGUUUCUCUGCAUUUCUUACUUCUCUCUCUAAAUUGGACUCAGCGCCAAGGAUUUAGCAGGGCCACACCCUAUUAUCGUUCAGUUUUUGUGAGCAAGUUUGUUCAUAUCAAGGAGUUCAGAUUACUCUCUGGAUGUUGACUUUGGUUGGACUCUGAUGCCCGACACGACCCCCAGGAUGCACCUCAUGUGUCUUGAGGCCGCACAAAAGAUGCAGUGUGCCCUUGGGAGGACUGAUUGCAAUAUUGAGAAGGUUGCAGAUGGUGGAUUCACCACUUCAUCAAAGAAACCUUUAGAACACGAUAGUUACAGACCUAGUGCUAAGGAACCUGAGCUUGCUGCUGUAAUAUUAAAGAAUUCUGACCAAAGGUGCAUUCUUUUCACACUGAUCACAGUUAAUCUGGAUGCUCGACCAAAAAACCUUGCUCCUUUUCAUUGGCCUCUUCAAAGCUCUGAUUUGAGGAAUCAUUUGGCAUUUGGAACGCCAAAUAUGGAUGGCUUGGAACUAGUUUCUCCCCCUUCUGUCUUGUUGUUCAACCUUCCACAUACCCAGAAAAGUCAUUUCCAGCGAUCAUGGUGUUCAAAACCUUAUACAUCUGGUCGAUUUUCUAGAUCGAGGACUCCCGGGCAAUCACGAAUUAAAGCUUCAUUGAAUGUUCAAACUAAGGAAUCUAAGGUUUCCACCAAUUCUUGCAUUCAGAGUGAUGCCUUGAAUGAUUCUUCUGGAUCCUUCCAAUCUGAUGGAUCUAGUGCGGCCAGUUCGAGUGGUCUGGUCAUUGAUACUUGUAAGGGGGAAAAGCGUGCAAAAAGGAACUCGAAAAAGAAGCCAAAGAAGAAGGGAAAGCACAACAAAAGAUCCACAGAAAGUGUUGAAUUGGCAGCAGUGCAUGAGGAAUGCACCCAAGGUUGUUCUUUCUCUGAAAACUUUGAUGAGAGAGGUCCAUAUUGUGAGACUGGGCCUAAUCCUGUCAACAAUUUGCAUCGGUUUGAUGACGAUAAUAACGUAUUAACCUGUUUAUACAGUUGUGAUAGCAAUGGUAAUAACCUAGUUUCUAACUUACCUUCCCCAUCUCAAGCCCUUAGUGUUGCUGGCUCUUUCAGCAAACAAGGAGUUGAUCCCUCACUAACAGUUCAGAGAACUGAUGAUGUAAGGGUACCAUAUCCUUCUGGUUGGGAAUUUGCCGACAACUCUGCUUCCAAGGCUAAAUGUAUGGAAUACCCUGUUCCUAUGUCCGAGAAAAUGUUUUCUGAUGGUUGGAAUAGUGAUGGUAGUUAUUGUGAGGCUGUGGGUUUUGAGGAGAAGGGGCCAAGCCCAAUGAACAGUAGUACUGGAUCAGAUAAUAGUAACUCUAGUGGUAGACCUAUUGAUAUGGGAUAUUCGGUUGGGGUAGGUACAUGUGACUGGAAUUGUGAGAGACCCAACAAUCUCUGCAUCAAUGGUGUUGCUUCAGUUGCUGCUAGGGAUGUGGAGAGGCUUAAGUACAGUAAUCAGGGUUGUAGCAGUAGUAAGACACAUGCAUUUGGACUGAGCGGGAAAGCUAGGCAGGGUAGAAAAUCAAAUGGGAGCUCAUUAGGGUCGAUACCAAGAUACCAUCACGGUGUAACCAUCCAUGGGCGCAUGGGCAGGGACAAUAACCAUUCUGUCUGGCAAAAGGUUCAAAAGAGUGGAAAUGAAUGCGUUCUUGAGGCCAAGAACCCUAAUCGUCUUUGGCCUCAACCAGAUGCUGCCUCAGUGCCUGUUAGAGAUGAUGUAUUUAUGAGCCAAUAUGGCAAGAAGGGACAGAGGAGGAAUGAGCAAGAAGUAAAACCCCGAACAGCCUCUAUUUCAAGCCAUUUGGAUGCUCCGCAAGGAGUUCCAAGUGCUGUUGAUAGAACUUUGCCGCUCUCAACUGGAGAAGAUGAAGUUAUUGAGAGCACAAUGUCUGAGAGGUCCAAAGGAAAAACGAAUUUGGGGUCCAAACAAGAGCAUACAAACCAUUCCAGGAUAGGAAAUGGUGGUAGUAAGUCUAAGCUGAUUAGGCUUUCGAGGACAAAUGGUUUUCAAAGGGAAUCGCCAGAAAUCGCAUGGCAUGCGAACUAUUACAGAAGCUUUGGUGGGGGUUCAAAAUCUACUUGUUAUGCUCAAAGUGAGAGAGUGGAGGCUGCAGUCUCUGACAAAAUGGAUCGUGUCAACUCUGACUCCAUCCUUGGUUCACAGGCCAACAAUGAUGAAAUUAUUCCAGUGGGAAAUGUGGGUGCUGGUGAUGCUAAUAUGAAGAUUCAAGCUGCUUCAAAGUUGGUGAAUUCAUCAUCUAGCACUUUGAAUCUCUCUUAUCAAGUGUCUGCCAUUGAAGGCCCCGGAGACAAGUGGAGAAUAUCACAUGGAGAUUCCCCAGGAACUGACCACCCUUCUCUCACUCAUCAAGAAAAGGAAACUUUGCACUCAGAAACAGAAACUUCUUCUGUGGAGCAUGCAAAGCAAGACAUUAGUUCCAGUUAUACCUCAAAGAAGUGGAUUCCUGUUGGGAGGAAAGAUGCUGGAGCCUUCAAAACAAACACAAUAACUGAGUCAAACGGUAAUGUAUUGAACAAUGAUUUCGAUAAAUCACUGUCUAGAAAUGGAGAAGUGAAUAAUACUCAGAAAGAGGAAGCAUUUCUUCCUGAGCACUCUCAUUUCUCUUCUUCGACUAAUUCAGGUAUGGCAUGCUUGAGAUCUGAUUUUGGGGAUUUCCGAUCUUCAUCUCAGAGCCAUUUUUUGGCAACUGAGGUAAGGGUUGAUAUUGGUUCUUCUGAGGGGUUGAGUGCUCGAUCAAAGACCCCACCUGAAGAAGAGAACAGAGGUGUAUCCGUUGCAUCUAGUGAUCAUUUAUCUAGUAGAGCCAAGAAUCGACCUGUAUCCCAAUCUGACAUCGAUUCAAGGAAUCUUGCACAAGCUGUGUUUGAUUCUUACCGACUGCAAAUUGCAUCUGAAGAUGUUCGGCUCACAACUGGAAAUCCCCCUGCUGAGUUUGAAAGAAUUCUUCAUUCUGUUUCUCCAGAACUGAGCUCAACAUCCAGUUCACCCCAUUGGUCGAAAUGCUUGGGUCACUGUCUUUUUGGCAAUUCUAUGUGUAGGCAUCAGGUUUCUAAUUAUUCUUUGAGGAGCAUUUGGCAAUGGUAUGAAAGGCCUGGAAGUUAUGGAUUGGAAGUGAAGGCAGAUGAUUUACUGAACAUCAAGAGAUUGGGGAGCAAGCGGUGUGGGUUUCGGGCAUAUUUUGUGCCGUAUCUUUCAGCCGUCCAGCUAUUUGGGUUCUCAAGGAAUUCUUCGCCCUCUUGCAGUGAUGCUGCUGAUGGAGAAGCCAUGAAAAAUUGCUCGGAUUUAGCAUCGGCUGAAUACUGUGAUCUCCCUAUACUAUCAGUGCUUUUGCCAAAGCCUCGUGAAGCAGACGGUGUAGAUGGCUCAUUGUCUGAGAGUUCAGCAUGCAGUUCAGGCUUAUCUAGGUCAGACAGAGAAGAGUCAUGCAAUAUGUCUCCUGGUUUUGAUUGGUCUGAUGAUUCAGAACUUCUGUUCGAGUACUUUGAAUGCGAGCAGCCUCAGCAACGGAAACCGUUAUUCGAAAAGAUAAAGGAGCUAAUCAGAGGGGAUUCUUCAAAGUCUCAAGUGUAUGGGAGCCCAUCGAAUUUGGGUCGUAGUUUGCGUGAUCUCCACCCUGCUUCCUGGUAUUCGGUUGCUUGGUAUCCAAUUUAUCGAAUUCCAGAUGGUACCUUUCGAGCUGCAUUUUUGACGUACCAUUCAUUGGGUCACUUCGUUUCUAGGAGUGGCUCUCCUGAUUCCCCUGGUGUGGAGGCAUCUGUUGUAUCCCCGGUUGUGGGGUUACAGACUUACAAUGCUCAGGGUGAGUGUUGGUUUAUGCCGAGACAUUCAGAGGGCCAGGCUCCUGAUGCGAGUGAGGUCCUGAAAGAAAGGCUGAGGACACUUGAGGAAACAGCAUCUCUGAUGGCCAGGGCAUCUGUUCUCAAGGGUGAUUUUACGUCCAUUAACAGGCAAUCUGAUUAUGAGUUCUUCCUCUCUCGCAAGCUAUAAAUGCAUUGCCCGUUUCUCUCGCUCUCCCAAAUGAAAACUGUGGCGAUGUGAAUGUAAUAAACCAGGUUGUACACAAGUAGAUCAGUUUCUAACUAGGGGUUUGCCAUAAUUUAGUCUCUUGUCCUCCCUCUUCCUUGUAUUAUAUCUGUAUAUGAGUCUUUCUCAGCUGUUAUUUGUGUACCUAAAAUUUUUUGGGGGGUUUCCGCCUUGCUCUUGCUGCUACUGUUAAUUGUUUCUCUUAAACGUUUAUCUUUCAAUAAGUUUAAUGUCAUCUACCAUAGUUCUUUUCUUA